Messenger RNA from Triticum turgidum subsp. durum (durum wheat), 1122 nucleotides. The record is from the annotation of a GenBank genome assembly. NCBI's taxonomy places the organism in Eukaryota, Viridiplantae, Streptophyta, Magnoliopsida, Poales, Poaceae.
AUGACCAUCUUCGACGACCUGCCCGAGUGGCUUGUCAUCGAUGAGAUCCUUGCCCGGUUGCGACCCAAAGAUGUGCUCCGCUGCCGUGCUGUCCGCAAGUCGUGGCACAGUGGCACUUCCACCAACGCGUUCAUCCUCGACCAUCACCGACGCCAGCCGUCGCUCCCCAUCAUCGAACAACGACGAAAGGGCUUCUGCCACAUGGCCGGAGCCUCUAAUGGUCAAAAGAUAUGGCCCGUCCUCCGUUACGCUGUUACAAAACCCGUUGUUAUACACCGCGCCUGCGACGGCCUCCUCAUCCUGGGGCAGCAAUCUGAUUUCUACAUCUGCAAUCCAACCACCCGCAAGUGUGCUUCCCUGCCACAUCCUCCACAACGACCAGGCGUCAGCGUCAUUGCCGUAGUCGCCUUCUACCGGCACCACACAUCUAGAGAAUACCGGGUUCUCUGGGUGUCAUACUCCAGACCGAUCAGCUCUGGUGUCCCAGUGCAGUCACCUGAGUACUUCGUCCUCACGGUGGGAUCAAAUCAGCCAAGAUGCAUCGAGUGGCCGACAGUUUCACAACACACGCUUCAUGUCACCCAGUCCCCCUACUGUCCACCAGUCCACCAUCGUGGUAGCUUGCACUGGGCAUUUGGCCUCAACUUGACUGUAUUUGACAGCGUAGCUGAGACAUUCCGGCAGAUGAGCCGCCCAAUAGAGUUGGGUGCUUUGGUGUCAUUGUUGGACAUGGGUGGAUCCCUUGCUUUGUGGCACACCACCUGUGAUAGCAUCACUUUCGAUAUUUGGGUGUUGCAGGACUAUGAUGCUGAGACAUGGGGCUUUCAGUACCGGAUUAGCUUGUUUACGAUGGAGGCAUCACCACCGCUUAAUUUGGGGGUGAUAUAUCGCCCUAGUAUGGCUGUGAUCAAUGAGCAUGAGCUGUUGAUUGAGCAGCGUCCUGACCGUCUAUUGCAUUGCGACACUGAUGGUGUGUUUUUAGGAAAUGUGGAAAGUGAAGAACAUGGAAACCAGCUGAUACUUACCAGACAUCGUUUCCAAGAGAGCAUGAUUUCACUUCCAUUGUUUGAGACACAAGAAGACGAUGAUGUGAAGGAGCCUCCAUUCCUCAUAGUGCUAUAA